Molecule: messenger RNA, 1238 nt
Organism: Paramecium sonneborni
Lineage: Eukaryota; Ciliophora; Oligohymenophorea; Peniculida; Parameciidae
Source: the annotation of a GenBank genome assembly
AUGAUAAAUAAAAUAACUGAGUAAUCUAACAUGAAUGGUCCUCGUUAAACUAGAAGUCUGACAACUAAAGUUUCACCAACAGCUAAAAGAAAUAGAGAAACUGAGCUUCUAUAUUUAAGUAAAGUUAAUGCCUUUAAUUAAUUGAAAAAUUAUCAAAUUGAUUACAUUUAUCGAUCGAUUAAAAGUAUUGAAUUUACAAGAGGACAUUUAAUCUUUCAAGAGGGAUAGAAAUGUGAUGCUGUUUAUGUAAUCAAAUAAGGGGAAAUAGAAAUAUUUAAAAAGGAACCAAUAAAUCAAUAAAUUGAAUUAAAUUACUAAUUCAAUAAAAAAAAGUUUGUUCAUCAAAUGAUUAAAGUUCUUGGAGAAUAAACUGCCUUUGGAGUAGGUGAUAUUCUAACUGGAAUCUAUUCAAUUAAUGCAAGAGUAACAUCUCAUUUUGCUGAAUUGUAUAUGAUUAAAGUAUAGGACUAUAAAAGAAUCCUUGAUAUGGAACCAUAAAUCAAAUUAUAACAGUAGGAAAGCGAUAAUAUGGAUAAUCUUGAACUUAUUCCAAAAUAUUAAUUGCCAUCAUUAUAUGAUUCUGUAAAAGCAUCAUAAGCUCAGAAAUAAGAAAUUUAAUAUCUAAAGAAAAUCAGAAAAGGUAUCACCUACCUCAUUCCAUAAUCUUAGGGAACAGAUGUUAUGAAAAAUUCUCAUAUUGAUUAAAGCCUUGAAGAAAUCUAUAAGUAUUGUCAUCAAUCUAUUUAAGAAAGUCUGUUAUAUUGCAUCAGAAAAUGCUUCCAAAUUAUCAAUAAGUAGACUUAGAAAAUCCACUUAUCUAAGGUUAAGAAAUUAUAAAUGAUAAAUUGUUAUUGAACAAAAUUAUUUAGAAAGAAUAUACUAUUAAAAUUCCAAAAGAAUCACCAAGAACUAAUAAAAUGAUGUAGAAUAGUAUUAUUUAAUCUUCCAAUAGUCCAAUGAAUAAGAAACUUCAAUUCAAUUAUUAAAAGGAUAAAAAAAAUAAACAAAAUUAUUCUAUGAAUGAAACGUCACAUAGAGAAAAAAUGAAAAUUAUAUAAGAUUCCUCACCUAAUUCUAAUUCAUUUCGAUCUGCAAGAUUUGAUACUGGUAGAUCUACAUUUCAUGCUACUCCAUUAUUUGAUUAACAUGAUCCAAUCAGAUUAAAAUAAUUCAUACCAACAGAGCUUUUCCCAAUUUAUUGCCAUUUAAUCAAACCAGACAAUUAAGAAAUAUGUUGA